This is a messenger RNA of Wyeomyia smithii (pitcher-plant mosquito), 2354 nucleotides long. Its product is annotated as eukaryotic translation initiation factor 2-alpha kinase 1-like. NCBI's taxonomy places the organism in Eukaryota, Metazoa, Arthropoda, Insecta, Diptera, Culicidae. The transcript has 3 exons. Gene Ontology annotation, biological process: protein phosphorylation. Gene Ontology annotation, molecular function: ATP binding; protein kinase activity. The coding region runs from base 146 to 2215 and encodes 689 amino acids. The record is from RefSeq and is a predicted model, not a curated record.
GCUCUCCUGAUUCUUAGAUCGUGUGUGAAGAUUAUAUGCAACUUUAAAGCCACUUCCAUCAUUUUUUUUUAUUAUUUGCAUCAAAUUGUAUCAUAUUCGCUUAUCUAUCUGAUGCGUAAUUACGGAGCCGACUCGUAAAAUAGUCAUGGAUUCAGACGACAGUGAUGAUGAUUUUGGCGAGAAUUGGGAUGCCUUGCAAACCAUAACAAAGUUCGAUGGAGUUCGAUCGCAAACCACUAAUCUAGCCUCGACCGAACUGGUCACCAAUGGGCUGCAGAGUCGAGUAGCAGCAAAAACUAGCACGCCUGUUUCCCUACUGGUGGAAAGUUUAGUGCAGCAAUUGUGUGCCCUACUAGAAACGGACCCCCAACGGUCGAAAGACUUGUAUCAAAAAAUCUGCCAGCGAUUGCAUGCCAUCAAUCUGAUUGACGAAACGUACGCUAUGGGUGAGUUCGAGAUGAUGCGUAGUCAGUAUCAGAAGGCUCUCUAUCAGCUUGUCAGCAUUGCACGUGGAAAGAACCUACCGGUUGCAGUAUUGGAAAAUAUUUGGCCCUUGCAACCAUCAGUGGGUCUCGAUUGGUCACGCUAUCACCGGGAAUUUACCGAGCUAGAUUUUAUAGCCGGUGGUGGCUUUGGGAAAGUUUAUCGAGCCAAGAAUAAUCUGGACGGAAUUAUUUACGCGGUCAAGAAGAUUACGAUUCAGGCCACCACGAUUAAAAAUGUGCUGGUGCAUUUGGCCGAGGUCAAAACGCUGGCUAGUCUGAAUCAUAUCAAUAUUGUCCCCUACAAGGCGGCAUGGUUGGAACCACUGCUAGCGACUGGCGCUGAAGUCAAUGGGGAACAGUCAUCGAAGGAAUCUGGUCAGGAUGCGAGCUCACUGGAAGAAGAUGAAGAAGAAAUGGGUGAAGAAUCUUCCAACGGGUUUUUGUUUAGUUAUAUAUCUGGAGUACAGUCAAAAUCUCAUCGUCGGAAGUCUUCGUUAGACGACUCACUCAAACGCCGAGACGACACGGACGAUUUCAGCAUCCAAUUUGAGGACAGUCAGGGGGAAAGUUCGGAUAAACAGCAGCAGCUGGCCGAGCUUGAGGAAGCUCGUGGAAGCGUUUUCAGUAUUGAGGAAUCACAGCCUCACGUUAAGCUAAAAUGGGCAACACUCUACAUUCAGAUGACGUUGUGCCACCUUACGCUGCGAGAAUGGCUAGAUGACCGGAAUCGGUUCGAUUGUUUCGAGCAGUUUUAUGCUGGAUUCAUACGACGACCUCCUCGGAAUUGUCCGACCAGUGCCAUUCCGAAAAAUUCAUUUUGCCGACAAACCUCAUCUAGAAGCGGGGAUAUUAUAGAACCACAGGGACCAACUACCAGUAAUCUUCCUAGUCCUGCAUCGCAGGAAGUAAAUAAUUCUCCGCAGCAUUUGGACGUUGUUACCGACGUGCUCAAUCAGCUACUUAACGGUCUAACCUACAUUCACUCACGUGGAAUCGUUCAUCACGACAUCAAACCUAGCAAUAUUUUCGUUAGUGUUAGUGACUACGAUCGAUCCAUAUCCAUUCAGUUGGGUGAUUUUGGAUUAGCUUGUCCGCUGCAAAGCUCUCAUACGGGAGCCGGAUUUGGGACGCCCCUAUAUGCUGCUCCCGAACAGCUAGAGGGUAAGUGUGAUCCAAAAUCGGAUAUCUACAGCUUAGGUAUUAUCCUACUCGAGCUGCUACUAGCUUUCGAUACCGAUAUGGAACGGGCUGACAUGAUUAAACAGGCAAGAAAGGGUCAAUUUCCGACGGAUUUGGAUGUAGAAUAUCGUGAUCUGUUGAAAAGCAUGCUUAAUACAAGACCAAUCAAACGACCGGAUACAUUUGCGCUGACCGAAGCGGUCAACUGUAUGAAGUUAAACCGUGAUAGGGUGAUUUCGAACCUACGGAAGAGUUUGUCGGAGCAAGAGGAAGAAAUUCAAACGUUGAAGAAGCGAAUUGACCAGCAGAACCGGCAGCGGCAGGAUUCGCUGGAUGAGAUGACCCAGCUGGAGGAAAGAACUAGCGAGACGCUGGUAGUGAAGGAGCAGGAAAUAAUUAUCAAAACGAUGGAAAUUGAAAGCAAAACCCUACAGUUGCGGUCCAAAGAGUUGGAAAUUCGUACUAAAGAUGCGGAGAUUAAUCGUCUCAAGCAACUGCUGCGGACGUAUCAGGAGAAGGAUAGUGUUUUGCCCGACAAGCGCGACAAUUAAAAGUGGUUAUAGAUUUGGACUUGUUCAAAUCAGUGAGUCAUUGUGUGUUUUAGAUAUUAACUAGAGUGAAAAAAGACAAAACAUGGUUUAUUAUGGAUAAGCGUUAAUAGAUUUGUAAUAAACCGAUGUUUCUACAAAA